CUCGGCGUCAUUCAAUCAUUUCCUGAUUGCAAUCAAGCGAUCUGAGCUCGGGUGGAGAACAAAACCCCGGCGGUGGGAACAGGUCGCACCCGGGUCUGCGCAGAGUCUCGUCACCGGGUUGGUUGGUGUCCAUGGCGGGGGACCGGACGGAGCGCGCCUAGCUGAUGCCUCAUCCGCAGACGCAGUCGGAUCUGAAGUCUGGCUGCUGGCCCUCGACCAGCAACUCGGGAAACCACAACGGGACCAGCACGAUGGACGCUCCUCAGUACCCAGGCUACCCAUCACACUACUGGUAUCCUCAGUCUCACGCCACAGGACACUAUGCAAACGCCUAUCCAUCGGGAUCAGAGGUUCAGCCACAGUACAACCAACAGGUGAUGCCUGGAGGUUAUCCAAACGGCCAUGGCGUCUACAGCCCAGCGACGGGUCAGUAUUCAACAAGUGGUUUCCACCCAUCCAACCCUUUCUACUGUGCUGACCCUCAGAGACCGGCUCCAAGUCCUUAUCCUAGCCAGGGCUGUCCAGCCGAGCAGGGCAGUGGGCCGUCUGGGCAGCCACACUCUCAGCACCAACAUCAUCACUAUCCUGGUCCACACUGUCAAGGGACACCUGGAUAUCCUCCUGGACCGUACCCUCACUAUACUGAAGGUGGACAUGCAAUGCCUCAAAACCCCCCAUAUCCCACCGGCCAGGCUCUCCAUCCCAGUGCUCAGGCUGAAGCAUGGGGACACUCUGGUGCGUAUGGACACUCGCAGCCACAAUGGCAGCCAGGCCAGCAGCCUCCACAAAACCCCUACGGAAGUCAUAUCCGUCCUUCACAUCCUCCAGCAUGGCCGGGGACUGGAACAGGCGCUCCGCCACCAUACCAACCCAAGGACCAACUGCACCAGCGGGCUCCACAAGUGGGACCUAAACCCAGGCCAACCCCAUCCCUGAAUCCCCCCAAUGGAAAGCCGGCAGAAAUAAGUUCACCUCCUCAAAUGUACAACAAAACAGGGAGAGGUGAACCUAAUCCUUCACAAUGUGACCCCCCACCCUCUGCCCCGGCACAAGCUCCAGGCCCAGCUGGACUUCAGCCCCUGAGUGACAACCCUGGCCUUGCUAAGGUCCACCAGAUCAUGUCCAGGGUGCUGCUGCUUCAGGAAGACGUUGAUGAGUUUGUCGGUAAAAAGACAGACAAGAGUUACCGGUAUCUGGAGGAACUGCUGACCAAAGAGCUGCUGGACCUGGACUCUGUGGAAACUCAGGGACAGGAGAAUGUCCGGCAGUACCGAAGGGAGGCUGUACAGAGGAUCCAGGUCACUCUGGACCAGCUAGAGAAGAAGGCCUUCUGAAGUGGAUUUAUUUAUUGGGUUUAAGGGUCACUAAGUUUUGCUGUUUCCUUCUUCCAGAUCUUCCAUGAACAUGGUUAAGGUCUAGUCUUGUUCUUCUGACCUGUUAUAUCAGUAGGCUUUUCCCCCCCACCACCAUGACAUGAAAUGCCUGGAGUAAACGGCAAGGACCCAAGAACAAAUACUGGUGCAAGGAAUCAAACUUUUCAAGCCUAAUUAUGCUGGUAUGAGUGACAUGCGGGUAGUAGAAGUGCACACUGAUGUUUGUACAUAUCUGCUCUGCUCAUCUUUUAACGUCAUGCCUUUGCCAGCAUAAUGCAGGACAGGGCCACUGGAGGAUGGAUCUUUUCAGUACCACAUAGAAACUGUAAGUUUUCUCUAACUUGUGAUUCAGAUUGUCAUCAUGCUGUCCCUCAGGAUGUGGAUCGGUCUUAUUCUGAUCCUGAACACCUGCACUUCCUCAGCUGUGUCCAUCAUUACGUCUCACAGACCAUCUGCAUGAUAGCUGCUCCUUCCCAUGUCUGCAGGAAUAGGUGCAAUGCUUCCCAUCAGCUCCCAGCCCUGCAUGCACUGUAAUAUCAGAUAAGCACUUGAUACAGUCCUGACAUCUCCGAGCGCAUAAUUGGACGUAGAGUGUGGCAGAUUAUUGAAAAGCCCCUGAAGAUUACUCUCCCAAUUUUAUCCAUGUUUUGGAUGAAACUGCUUCCUAAAUGCAGACCUAGAAUCAGACCUACAUAUGAACAUCAUGUAUUUCACUAUAGGAACUAUUGUUAUAGCAGAUCCAUAAGGAAAUGAUUAAGAAUUACUUGAAACGCUGUUGAAUUGUGUUAUUCCCCCUUUUGAACAGUUAAAAUAUACAUAGGACUUAGAAAUUGAUUUUUUUUUUUUUUUUUUCAAGAAGUGUUCAAUCUGUUUCUGUAAAGGAAAAAAUGUACUUUGAAAUAUUUACUUAUGCUUUGUGUACAAGGACAAUUUCAGUCACAGCAAUCUGAUCAGCUAUUUACAUUCUGUUAGCACUGAAGUCCUUGUCAUUACAAAUCUAAUUUUGCACCACAAUCCAUUGUCUUGUGUAGCACUUCUAUUUUUUUCCUCAGUCAUACCUUCCUUGUGGAUUCAGAAAAAAAAAGAGUGCCAUAUUUCAGGGAAUGGUUUUAUAUCAUUAGAAAAAAUAAAAAUAGAUGAUAAGA
Molecule: messenger RNA, 2518 nt
Organism: Limanda limanda (common dab)
Lineage: Eukaryota; Metazoa; Chordata; Actinopteri; Pleuronectiformes; Pleuronectidae
Gene: bag4
Product: BCL2 associated athanogene 4
Exons: 5
Coding region: 165-1334 (389 amino acids)
Biological process (GO): protein stabilization
Cellular component (GO): cytosol; membrane; cytoplasm
Molecular function (GO): adenyl-nucleotide exchange factor activity; protein-folding chaperone binding
Source: RefSeq, a predicted model, not a curated record